Messenger RNA from Camelina sativa (false flax), 998 nucleotides. RefSeq lists its product as uncharacterized. The record is from RefSeq and is a predicted model, not a curated record. NCBI's taxonomy places the organism in Eukaryota, Viridiplantae, Streptophyta, Magnoliopsida, Brassicales, Brassicaceae.
AUUCACUUUAGGGAUUUUGUCUUGACUUUUGACUAUUCCUUGUUCCGCAAGCAUAUUCCUCUUCUUGUUAUAUCCUUCAAGCAACCUUUUUUUUUGUUUUUAUCAUUUCACAUUUUUACAUCUGCCCUUCUUCUCUCACUUUGUUCUAAAGGUCUCAUCAAGUAACGGCAGAGAUGAAGCGAGAAGGCAAGCAGCACGGCAUGGUGAGGACUUACCGGGUUCUACCUCCGUCGCUGAAUCCACGGCCCGAAUCGAAGAUGGUCAACCCUUUGACUUCACGCCCAACCGCUGGAUUAUUUACCAAAGUGUCAUCAAAGCCGACCAAUCACUCCAAAUUCACCGGAAAAUGUGGUCAAGCAAGGUGUCUUGAGUGCCAUAUGCAUCCGAUCACCAAAUCCAAAGCCAAGACUAAAGGCUCUUCUAAGGUUAGAUCAAGUGACGUUACCUACAAGAUGCUGACUUGGCAGGUCGCUGCGGGCAGGGAGGCCAGACCAGGCUUGAAGCUUUCGGGUUUCUCGGCUACCGGAAUACUUGAUCUUAUGUCUGAUGAUUACGGUUAUGAUCAUGAUUAUGAUUAUGAUGAAGAAGAAGAAGAAGAUGAAGACGGAGGAGGUGUUGUAGAAGACAUUGUGAAAAUACAGAGAGAUGGUGAAACAGAAGAAGAUGGAUCACAUGAUGAUGAUGAUGAUGAAGGAAGGAUGAGUUUUUGUGAUGUGGGGAUGAUGAUGAUGAUGAUGAUGGAACAUGUGGAAGAAUUUGAUGAAGAAGGAUGGUGUUUGGUUGAAGAAAUGAUGACUUAAUUGAUCUCUUUUGAUUGAUUAUCCCCCAAUGAUUGUCUUUUCUUUUGCUUUUAUCAUUUUUAAUAACUUUGGGGAUGAAUGAUUGAUGAUUCUAUCUAUGUAAAUGUAAUUUGAUUUCUUAAAUCAAAAACUUUGAUUUAUAAUUGUAAUUUAUGUAAAGUUGAAACCUUUUUCUCAACAACUCAUUUCCACUCCAAA